CGGAGGAGUUCGAACAGAAAUGUUCGGUCGUCAGUAUCGCGCGUGUUUGUGAUCGGUGUGUUGGUUGCGCCGGAACAUGCGAGUCCCGAUGAUUCGCAAUGUGCGCAUGGUGCAAAAUAGUUCUUUGUUGCGAGGGUCGUUGGACUAAGCAUGCAGAUUAGGACACAUGGAUUUGGGGUCAUCUUCUCACUCUGCUUCUUCUGCCUGCUCUCAUCCUGUACCGUGGCCUAUCCGUCCCUUCGAAAGUACAAGCGACCGGCUUUCUGUGACGCAAGCAAGGAUGAAGAGAAGCUGUCCUUCCUGUGGUCGACAAAGCAGAAUCCACCGUCCUACUUCUUCGGUACCAUCCACGUCCCAUACACGCGUGUGUGGCAGCACAUCCCGGAGAACGCGAAGCAGGCGUUCGCCAAUGCCAACAACGUCGUCUUCGAGCUGGACCUCAUGGACCCAGCUACCAUCGCAGCUCUGGCCACUUGUCAGAUGUUACCUCCAGGACGAAGUCUCGCGGACGUCCUGCCGAGGGACAUGUACCGUAGGCUCAAGCAGCACCUCGACUAUGUCAAGGUGAUGAUGUCUUCGUGGAUGACAGCCGACCAGCGUGGUCAGGGCCUGUACGCCGAUUACCUCUUCAACGCCAUCACGGGCAACUGGGAGCGAAAGCGGCCCAUUUGGGUUAUGCUGAUGGUGAACUCGCUGACUGAGAGCGACAUCAAGUCCCGCGGAAUCCCUGUGUUGGACCUGUAUCUUGCUCAAGAAGCGGAACGACUUUCCAAGCGCACGGGUGCCGUCGAGAAAGUGGACGAGCAGUGCCUGCCCCUCAACGGGCUCAACUUUACGCAGGUCCUCUUUGCCCUAAACCAGACUCUCCAGCAACACGAAAGCAUUCGAACUGGCGACGUCCAGGUACGGUACACGACGGACGACCUGAUCCGCCACUACAACUGCGGCGACCUGGACGCCGUCGUAUUCUCUCGGGACACGGCCCAGGUGCCACGACUCGCCAACGCCUCCCUGACGGCCCGCGAUCGCCAACUGGCCCGCGACAUCGACGACUACUUCCGUCACGAACUCAUCUACAAACGCAACCGGAGGAUGGGCGACCGAGUCGUCAAACUGCUGCGCGCGCAUCCCGGGGAGAGCUUCUUCUUCGCUUUCGGGGCAGGGCAUUUCUUGGGGAACAACACAGUGCUGGACUUCGUUCGACAAGGCGGAUUCGACGUCGAGCAUGUCAUUGCCACGCGCAAGAUUCAAACAGUGAACCAACCAAGCGAACCCCACAGCAGUAUUCCGUGGCACAGCACUCCACCGGAUCAGCGGAAUCAGCUGGGAAACACGAGACACGUGGCCGUCGAUGACGAGGACGAAGACGACGAUUAUACUUCCGACGGCGGUCACAGAGGGUCGCAGGGCGUGGUGCUGCACUGGCAGAGGCGCAACCGAAAGCGCACGCAGACAAACCGGGCUUACACCGGCUUCCAGCCUCGGUCCACGCAUCGCCCGAGCACGAGCAAGCCACGGAGGUUUAACGACCUCUGGGUGCGCAUCGACGGGUACACAACGUGGCGGCCUCACCCAAUACCUCAGCACCCAAAAGGCGGCAAAGACACACUAGUUGUACAGCAAUCACUGAAAGUGUGGUACGGCUACAAGGGCAGCGGUUGCGCGUGGAAGCCCUCCUUGGUGAUCCUUAUGUUUCUCUGGUGGACCGUCUGCUAUAGUAGUCGCAUUGCUCUGAACCAUUUCCCCCCUUGACCGUUGUGUGCUUCUAAGUGGGUCUCAACCGUACAGCACCUCCUGUCCGCGGAGGGGAAGGCAUCACAGCCGCACCAAAAGCUGCGAUGAUGACGUUGAAACAUUGUGGUGCGGAGCAAAGCGUCGAACAAUGUGUGCGCGUGUGAACUAUCGAAUGUGUUCGGACACCGCUGUGUCAGGAAUGCCACCGGCUACGUACUACCUCUCAGUUGCUGCUUCGAUAUUGUGUGAACAAUUAUGUUUGUAAUUUAUUCUGCAGUUUUCUCUUUUAUCAUGAAGUGUCCGUGACUUCGUUGACUUAACCUGGGCGUACACGAAACAAGUUUUUUUUUGUUUUUUUUAAUGCGACUCAGUUCGGACUACAAGUGCUGUUAGUAUGUUGUAAAGUUGUACUUUAAAAUGCUCCAGCUGCCAAUAGUAGUGGGUAGACACAGUGUCACACAAUUAAAAUGCUGGUGACAACUUC
Molecule: messenger RNA, 2218 nt
Organism: Ornithodoros turicata
Lineage: Eukaryota; Metazoa; Arthropoda; Arachnida; Ixodida; Argasidae
Product: metalloprotease TIKI1-like
Exons: 8
Coding region: 151-1752 (533 amino acids)
Biological process (GO): negative regulation of Wnt signaling pathway
Cellular component (GO): membrane
Molecular function (GO): metalloendopeptidase activity
Source: RefSeq, a predicted model, not a curated record